Molecule: messenger RNA, 5018 nt
Organism: Fukomys damarensis (Damara mole-rat)
Lineage: Eukaryota; Metazoa; Chordata; Mammalia; Rodentia; Bathyergidae
Gene: Ano6
Product: anoctamin 6
Exons: 20
Coding region: 336-3068 (910 amino acids)
Biological process (GO): calcium activated phosphatidylserine scrambling; chloride transmembrane transport; calcium activated phosphatidylcholine scrambling
Cellular component (GO): plasma membrane
Molecular function (GO): protein dimerization activity; chloride channel activity
Source: RefSeq, a predicted model, not a curated record
CCAAAUCUGACUUUAGAAUACAAAGCUGAGGGACCACGCGCAGACCUCGCAUUCACACUGCCCGGGCUGCGUCGCCUCCCGGGCGCGUAGUGCACCCGGGUGCAGGACGCGAACCCGCCCGCCUCCCAGCGCCGGUGAAGCUGGGAAGUUCAUCCUCCCGCUGCCCGCGCACUGGGCAUGCUCAGAGGCAGCCCCGAACAGGGCUUCCCCAGCGCCAGAGACAAACGCUGCAGUUCCCUCCAGGGCGUCCGCCGGGCUCCCCAGGAACUGCGCCCUUCCGGGACCGCAGAGCCCCCAACUUCCCGCCAAGUUCGGAGCCACCUCCGGGGGGAGACAUGCAAAUGAUGACCAGGAACGUUCUGCUAGACAUGGAACAGGAGGAGGAGGAGGACGACGAGGAGGAUGGGGACAUCGUGUUGGAAAACUUGGAGCAGACAAUUGUCUCUAAUUGUGGAUCACUGGAAAAUCAGCAGGAUUUCCGAGCCCCGGAGUUUGAAGAAUUUAAUGGAAAACCUGACUCCCUCUUUUUCAAUGAUGGCCAGCGAAGAAUUGACUUUGUUCUAGUGUAUGAAGAUGAACAGAGAAAGGAGACGAAUAAAAAGGGCACAAAUGAAAAACAGCGGAGAAAAAGACAAGCUUAUGAAUCUAACCUCAUCUGCAAAGGCCUGGAGCUAGAAGCAACAAGAUCAGUUUUGGAUGACAAGCUUGUAUUUGUAAAAGUACAUGCACCGUGGGAAGUGUUAUGUACAUAUGCUGAGAUAAUGCAUAUCAAAUUGCCUUUGAAACCCAAUGAUCUAAAAACCCGGUCCUCAGCCUUCCGCCAUCUCAACUGGUUCACUAAAGUCCUCAGUGUGGAUGAAAAUAUGAUCAAGCCAGAGCAAGAGUUUUUCACUGCCCCAUUUGAAAAGAACCGCAUGAAUGAUUUUUACAUCGUUGAUAAAGAUUCUUUCUUCAAUCCAGCCACCAGAAGCCGCAUUGUUUACUUCAUCCUCUCUCGGGUCACGUAUCAAGUGAUAAACAAUGUUAGCAAGUUUGGGAUUAACAGACUUGUAAGUUCUGGAAUCUACAAGGCAGCAUUCCCUCUCCAUGAUUGCAAAUUUGGCCAACAGUCAGAAGAUCCCAGCUGCCCUAAUGAACGAUACCUUCUGUACCGAGAGUGGGCUCAUCCUCGGAGCAUAUACAAAAAGCAGCCCUUGGAUCUUAUCAGGAAAUAUUACGGAGAGAAGAUUGGAAUCUAUUUUGCUUGGCUGGGCUAUUACACUCAGAUGCUCCUCCUGGCAGCCGUCGUGGGGGUGGCCUGCUUUCUCUACGGAUAUCUUAAUCAAGAUAACUGUACAUGGAGCAAAGAAGUUUGUGAUCCCGAUAUUGGUGGCAAUAUCAUAAUGUGUCCUCAGUGUGAUAAGCUUUGUCCAUUCUGGAAGCUCAAUAUUACUUGCGAAUCCUCUAAGAAAUUGUGCAUCUUUGACAGUUUUGGAACCCUGGUCUUUGCAGUAUUUAUGGGAAUAUGGGUUACUUUGUUUCUGGAGUUCUGGAAGCGGCGCCAGGCAGAACUUGAGUAUGAAUGGGACACUGUUGAGUUACAGCAGGAAGAACAAGCCCGACCAGAAUAUGAAGCCCAGUGUAAUCAUGUGGUGAUAAAUGAGAUUACUCAGGAAGAAGAGCGCAUCCCCUUCACUGCCUGUGGAAAAUGUAUACGGAUAACCCUCUGUGCCAGUGCUGUCUUCUUCUGGAUCCUGCUGAUCAUCGCUUCCGUUAUCGGGAUCAUUGUCUAUAGGCUCUCGGUGUUCAUUGUAUUUUCUACAACCCUUCCCAAAAGCUUCAAUGGGACAGACCCAAUCCAGAAGUAUCUGACCCCACAGAUGGCCACAUCCAUCACGGCUUCCAUCAUCAGCUUCAUCAUUAUCAUGAUUCUGAACACCAUCUAUGAAAAAGUGGCAAUAAUGAUCACUAAUUUUGAACUCCCAAGGACCCAGACUGAUUAUGAGAACAGCCUAACCAUGAAGAUGUUCUUAUUCCAGUUUGUCAACUACUACUCAUCCUGCUUCUACAUAGCAUUUUUUAAGGGAAAAUUUGUAGGCUAUCCAGGAGACCCAGUAUAUUGGCUGGGGAAAUACAGAAAUGAAGAGUGUGACCCAGGUGGCUGCCUCCUUGAACUGACAACUCAGUUGACAAUAAUCAUGGGAGGAAAAGCAAUCUGGAAUAACAUACAAGAAGUAUUACUUCCCUGGGUCAUGAAUCUAAUUGGACGGUAUCGCAGAGUUUCCGGAUCAGAAAACAUAAGCCCACGGUGGGAACAGGAUUACCAUCUGCAGCCCAUGGGCAAACUGGGCUUAUUUUAUGAAUACCUUGAAAUGAUUAUUCAGUUUGGGUUCGUCACCUUAUUUGUGGCCUCUUUCCCACUGGCUCCCCUGUUGGCUCUGGUGAACAAUAUAUUGGAAAUAAGAGUGGACGCAUGGAAACUGACUACCCAGUUUAGACGCAUGGUGCCAGAAAAAGCCCAGGACAUCGGUGCAUGGCAGCCCAUCAUGCAAGGAAUAGCAGUUCUGGCUGUGGUGACCAAUGCCAUGAUCAUUGCCUUCACAUCAGACAUGAUCCCUCGCCUGGUGUAUUACUGGUCCUUCUCCAUCCCUCCCUACGGGGACCACGCUGACUACACUAUGGAGGGCUACAUCAACAACACGCUCUCUAUCUUCAACAUCUCAGACUUCAAAGACAAAAGCAAACCAGACUCAAACUCGGGACUUGGUAACCAUACCACAUGCAGAUAUCGUGAUUUCCGAAAUCCACCUGGACACCCCCAAGAAUAUAAACACAACAUCUACUACUGGCAUGUGGUUGCUGCCAAGCUGGCUUUUGUCAUUGUCAUGGAGCAUGUCAUCUACUCUGUGAAAUUUUUCAUUUCCUAUGCAAUUCCGGAUGUAUCAAAAAGCACGAAGAGCAAGAUCAAGAGAGAAAAAUACUUAACUCAGAAGCUGCUUCAUGAGAAUCACAUGACAAAAAACAUGGGCAUUAUUAUUCAGAAGAUGGCAGAAGUGGUUGAUAACAACUUGCGACCAAAAUCAGACUAAGAGCUUUAUGUUUUGUGAAGUGCUUUAAAGAAUCUAGUUCUGUCAAAAUAUAUUAUGAAUCACUAAUGAGAAUGUUUAAGUUAAAUCACUCUGGCAACUAUGAGUCUUAACUGUUGCCAUUUUCAUGCGUUUUUCAGUUUCAGCUAGUGAAGCAAGAAUUGCCAAAUCUAAAAGAUCAGGAAGGGCAUAAAACUUCUCACCUGGAAAGCCUAAUGUUACCCUUUUUUGAUAAGUUGGAAUUCUAGUAACACAGAAAAAGUCUCUUUAUGGUGCUUAAAAACCACCCCUUCUAAAGUGGAAGAUUUUUCUCUUGAUUAUGUUAUUCCUUUCUGUUCUCAAACAGGAUCUCCUUUAUUUUUAGGUAAUGUUUCAUUUCUUCACCUCACCAAAUCUGUUCCAGAGUUGACUUUUUCUUUUCAGUACCAUCAUUAAACAAGAGAUAUGCUUCCGCCUUAAUAGCUUUUGUGUGAUUAAAAAGUAGCUAACUCAGGGCUGGGGAUUUAGCUCAGCGGUUCGGUGGCUUGCCUUGCAAGCGCAAGGACCUGAGUUCAAUCCCCAGUACCAAAAAAAAAAGUAGCUAACUCAGAAUGAAGUUUGAGUGCUCUAUUAAGUGGCAAAGAAAUUCAAGAAUUCACAGUAUUUAGGUGUAUUAUCAUAUCUUCACAGAAAGGAAGUCCUAAUUUAAUAAGAAAGAGUUUCAGUCUUCAUUCUAGCCUGUCUUCCCAUCUCAAAGAAAUACUCUCAAUGAAUUGGAAUGAAGAUAGCAGGGUCUUGAAGCAUGUUUGUAUUAAUCCACAGUGACAUCUUUUGCCUUCUAGGAGCAUUCCUAGAAUGUUCUGUGCCUUAUCAAUGUUGACUGCUUUGUAGAUCUCAAGGAAAUAAUACAACAAAAGGAAAGUUAUAGAAGUGUAAUUUACAUUGAGCUGGAUAAUUAAUUUAUCUCUUCUAGAGAUAUGUAGGUUCUUGGAGGAAAAAAGCUGAUACCUGAAUGAUAAAAAUGACAUUUUUAGCAACAAAAUGGUCUAGAAAAGAUAAGCCCCUGAGUUUCCCACCAGUCGACUUUUACUCUCUAAUUACAGGAGGUGCUUUAUUACAGAUCACUAAGCGCCUUGGUGAAUAGCUCAUGAUGCAGGAAAGAUGGUACUGUGCAUGGUCAAGCACCCUAAUUGUGAGCCACAGUCCUGUGGACCUUGUAUGGGGAGGAGUCCUGCCUGGCUAUUUCUGUAUGCCGAAGAGAUCAAUAUACCAAAGUACCUGCCAGAUCAUGAAUGUGGCUUCCUUGCACAGUAAGCUUUCACUAGAGAUGAGAGGAUGCCUACAUUAUUGCUCAUCAUGGAAGGAGACUGGACUUGAAUGUCCAGCCUCUUCUCAGGCUCAUCAGGUAGUUUAGGGUAACAGAAGAGAAUGGUCACAACCCUGCUGUCACUUGGAGGUCACUUCUUGCAUCGCCAUUCAUAUACUGUCCUCAGUUUACUAAGCCUAGCAGCUUGCUGUGUUUUACCGCCUUUUAAGUGUCAGUUAACUGGGCGCACCUCUCCCCCUUAACUGGCACCAAAUCAGUGCGGGAUGGAGGAGGAGGAGGUAGCUUCCAUCAGGACCGUGGAUGGGGUCCCUCUACCCUCUGGAUGCUUUUAAAUCCUUGGGUGCCCCAGGAGCCAAUCUGCCCCAAACCCAACAGCAAAGUGAAACAUUUCAGAGACCAAACGCCAAAAGUUUGUGUAAUAAAGUAGCUUAACUCCAGCUCCAACUGAAGUUGUACCUGCCAUGAAUGUUGUCAACUUUUAAAAAAACGUGUGUAUGUGCCAUAUGCAUAAUGUAUAUAAUUCAUCAAAGCAGUAUUCUGAGCUUUUGAACCGUCCCAGGGAAUCAGGGACAACAUUUCACUACCUUCUUGAUAAUGUCUGUUAACAGUGUGGUCAGAGUGGCCAUGAGGCCUGCUGCACUGAGAAA